Molecule: messenger RNA, 2940 nt
Organism: Solea senegalensis (Senegalese sole)
Lineage: Eukaryota; Metazoa; Chordata; Actinopteri; Pleuronectiformes; Soleidae
Gene: parp9
Product: poly(ADP-ribose) polymerase family member 9
Exons: 8
Coding region: 154-2493 (779 amino acids)
Biological process (GO): positive regulation of type II interferon-mediated signaling pathway; negative regulation of gene expression
Cellular component (GO): cytoplasm; nucleus
Molecular function (GO): transcription corepressor activity; ubiquitin-like protein ligase binding
Source: RefSeq, a predicted model, not a curated record
AGUCAACUUAAACUUUAAUCUCUCUACGUUGUUUUCCUCGAGCUCGACGAGCAGAGGGUAAGAAUACUCGUCUGCCAUAUCUGCUUGCUGUUUGUGUCUGUGUUAGUUUCACUUUUGUUUCUCGGGAAAUGAUAGCGUGAUGUUCGUGUGUUAAUGACAAGUUGGGUUACACUUUCUCUUUCUCGGUACUUUCCAGCGUACAGCAGCUCUGAUUCGGGAACCAUGUCUGCUACUACUGUAGUAGUUCCGCUCCCAGAGUCUACAGUCAGCAUCGUGAGACAGUGUGGACCCACUCUGAUUGAUGUCCUUCUAAGCAAAUUUGGGUGUAUGACCGUCAUUGAGGGUGUGGAUUUUGAACAAGAUCCAACCGUUUCAUGGCAAAGGAAGUCAAAGGUUGUAGCGGAGAAAAGGUUCACAUGUGCACUGCGUGGAGCAGUAAAGGUGUCUGUGUGGAAGGAUGAUCUCGUCAAUUUGCAGGUGGAUGCUGUCGUAAAUGCCGCAAAUCCCAAGCUUCAGCAUUAUGGUGGCCUUGCUCUUGCUCUGUCCAUUGCUGGUGGUCCACAAGUCCAAAAGGACAGUGAUGACUAUAUUAAACAGCAUGGAGACUUGCAAACAGGAGAUGCAGUUAUUGGUGAUUCUGGGUCCCUGCCUUGCAAGAAAUUAAUCCAUGCUGUGGGUCCCUGCCUGCCCCCACAUUCCAGCAAGUCAGAGGUUACAUCGGGUCAAGUGCUACUGGAGAAGGCCAUCAGAAGCAUUCUGGACAAAGUUCGAGAACACCAUUUGAAGACUGUCGCCAUACCUGCUAUAAGCUCAGGACUGUUUAACUUCCCACUGCCACUAUGUGCAGACACCAUUGUGUCCACUGUGAAACAUUACUAUGACCAUUUGAAGACAGGACAUCGUCCUGAGGAGAUCCUCCUUGUGAAUAAUGACGAACCCUCAGUAAGGGCAAUGGAGAAGGCCUGUCGUGAGAUACUACACUCCCACCCACCCAAGACCCACAGCUAUGCAGCAGUGGACAAAACCAUUUCUGUUCACAUCGAUAAUGUUCUUCUGACACUGACGUAUGGUAAAAUUGAGGAACAGCAGACUGAUGUCAUCGUCAACACUGCAAGAUCAGACUAUAAUUUGAGCUUUGGCGAAAUCGCCAAUGCAGUGCUGAAGAAAGCAGGUCCUGGAAUACAACAGGAAAUUUUUAGAAACCCAAAAAAAGAUAAAAUCAUUGCCACGGCAGGCCACAACCUGCAGUGUAAAAAGGUGUAUCAUACUUUUUGCACUGAGAAAGGAGCGCAUUCAGCUGAGCAGACCCUGUCAGCAUCAGUGUUGGAGUGCUUAUGGACGGCGGUUUCAGAUCGACACAGUUCAAUUGCCUUUCCCGCCAUUGGCACUGGAGCGCUCGGGUUCAGCAAAAAACAUGCUGCUCACAUCAUGUCAGACGCAGUGGCUGACUUUGCCCUGAAGUCUGGCUGCCAGUUGGAAGUUGUUUUUGUCAUAUUUCCAUCUGACAAAGACACAUUUAAGGCCUUUGAGCAAGAAAUGGGAUCUCUCCGAAAAAGAGCACAAAAUCCCAGCUUUCCACAGGCUGGAAUGCCGAGAGAUCAUUUCCAUGACACCAAACCUCCCACCCCACACAUCAGCCUGAUCGGCCCGUCCGAUGAGUUGACACGCGAGGCCAGACGAUGGCUCACCCACCUUCUCCAAUCCUCUGGUGAUGUCACCAUCUGCAACAACUUCAUCCAGCACUUGGGCGACAACGAAUACGUUGCCUUGUGCCAGCUGACCGAAAAGGGAAUUUUCAUUGAGGAGUCCUUUGAGAACGGUCACUCAGAAAUCAAGUUAAUUGGGAGUCCAUCGGAUUUUGUUGUUGUCGCUGCUGUGCAGGUGGAGGCCAUGCUCUGCCACGUACAGAAGGAGUUUGUCAGAGAAGAAGAGCGUGCCAUGCAUAUGAUGAGUGCUGAGAAUGUGUCUUUUUUUAAAAAGAAGACAGUCAGUAGCGUCAGCGAUGAAUUCAACCGCAAAUUCACUAAAUUGAAAAAGGAUGGGCUGCGAAUGGUGAAGUUGGAAAAGGUGGAGAACCCUGCACUGGAGAUGAUAUUUGAAGUCAAGAAAAAGCAGCUGCAGUGCUAUACUCAUGACAAAAUGUUUCAGCGCAUACCUGCACAGUUCUGUGACAUGAUCAGUCGUAUUGGAUUCCACACAGUGUGUGCACCACCUGCAGAGCCAGCGUUUGGAGAGGGCAUCUACUUUACUGGUACGGUGAAAAGGGCCAUGCAAGUGUGGAAGCAGCAAAAGGAGGAGUAUGUGUACUUCGUGGAGGCUGACGUGCUGAAGGGAAAAUCCACCUCCGGUAAACCCGGUCUCAUCGUGCCACCUGCCAGGGAGACAAAUCCCCAAAGUCUGUAUGACAGUGUGAGCGGAGGACCUGACGUCUGUGUGAUAUUCAGUGGUUAUCAAGCUCUGCCCAAGUACAUUAUUACCUGUGAGGCGAUGUGAAGGACUAAAUCCUCCACUCUGUCCUUUUGGUUUAUUGUUUAUUGUACACAAUUAUUUACUGGGGUUGCAACAAUCAUUGGUGUAUAAUUAUAAUGUGUAUCCAGAUAUAACUACAGAAAUCACCAAAAGGCUGCUCUAUAUGAGGCUUCUUACUUUUAUUUGCAAAACCAGUACUGACGUUAUUUAGAAAAUGUUUAAAACUCCCCUUUCUCGUGGGAUUAAACAAAAUCUCUCCUUUAAAACUUACCUCCUCUAGCAGGUAAAAAUGCACCAUCUUGUUGCAGAAAUACCUUUUACUUUAGGAGAAGAUAGUUUCUCUGUGGCAUCACAUGGCAUAAAUAGAAAAAUCGUUAAAUCUGAUCUAAUAGAAAUAUCAAUUGAUUAAUUUGUUCAUCUUUGACAACUGAUUGUAAGUAAAGAGUGAGUAAAAGUUUGUCUUUAACACCA